Cydia pomonella (codling moth) is the source of this 4156-nucleotide messenger RNA. RefSeq lists its product as uncharacterized. The coding region runs from base 1110 to 2351 and encodes 413 amino acids. Lineage: Eukaryota; Metazoa; Arthropoda; Insecta; Lepidoptera; Tortricidae. The record is from RefSeq and is a predicted model, not a curated record. The transcript has 10 exons.
AAAGCAGCCUACCUAGUACCUACAUUACCUAAUCAAUUAUUGAUAAACUGAUGUUUUGGUUUAUAUUGCUUGGUGAAAUAGAAAUGGGCAAAUUAACAAUAUGAAUCAUAAAAUGAUUACUAGGUAUUUCUUUUUUGUAGUAACGGGACCAUACAAAAGUAAACAAGACACAAAGAUUCGUGAUAUUGCAAAAAAUAAGAUGACCAAAUCCAUUUGUUCUUGUCCGGCCCGCCAUGAAAUUUCAUGAAUUUUCGUCUCGUUAACUAUUGCUUAAUGUCCCUUGAGUUUUGCAUCGUUAGAUACCCGCUUCAAAUUUAGCAUAUUAAAUGUGAUGAAGUCCAGUCCGGCUUUGCUUUGCAUAUGACUUACUUAAACAAAGCGUUUAUAAGAUUAGCAACCUAAUAAGUUCCAAUUUAAUUGUUCCUAAAUUACUAUACCUCUAUUUUCGGACCCCACCAUUUACAACAAAACCCUAUUAGUUGAAAAAUAAGCAUAACACUUUGAUGAAUACCUGAAAAAUACGCGGCCCCGUCAUUCUAACGCUAACAAUAGCAUUGUUGAUCCGCGGAGAGUUUACACGCUCCUUAAGCCAAACCCUUUCAGUAAUAACCGCAAAGCUCGUUGUCAAGCCUGCGGAAGCCUCAGUCCUGUACAAACUUGCGGCAGUGCCCGAAGGUCCGCUGCGCCGGCCGCUCGCGCCCAUGCCGCUCUGUGUGGAAAACAUCGCAACUUCACCAAGUCAAUCUAACUAAGUCAAUAGGUACGAGAACUGUGUUCAUGAAAUAUUUUUCAAUUCAAGCAUUAAGUAACUUUUGAUUUGUUUGUUAUAGAUAUACUUUUUAAACGGUGGCGUGUAGUGUAUAAAUAAGUGAUAACUUUAAUUGUGUGUGAAUUUAUGUUAAGUGACAGGUGCAACUAAUUUUCUUGCCCCAACUUAGGUCGGCUGUCUCGAAAGGAAGUUUCAUUUUGAAGAGCAUUCACACCAACCGGCCGGUGCUGUCGAAAAUAGUAGCAGCGCUCUGCAUAUUUUCACGAUAAUAAACUUUUGUAAUGGAUCAACGGAACCACGAUGAGAGAUAACCCGCUACAAUGACAGUUGACACUAUAAAAUGGAGAUGAAGAAACAAGACAAACCGGGCAGUUUAUCGCCACUGAAGCCAACAUUAAGGGUCGACAGCUGCGAAGAGAGAACCUCUCGAUCUGGCAGCAAAGCGGAGAAAGAGCUCAAGCUACCGCCGGAGAAGUCGCCCGACGAGGGUGGCGGCAAGAAAGAAAGACGGCUGUCCAAGGCUAGUGAUAGUUCCCGGGAGACUUUUGAAAGGCAAGAUUCAAAACAGUCAUCGAUUACGAGUCCAAAAGUCUCUCGGAAAUACUUUACGAAUUGGAAGCAAGCGUGCGACAAGACAAAAGAUAAAACCAAAGAGUUGCUGAAGCGGUGGAGGACGCUGCCCGAAGCGGAGGUGCCAGAGGACCAGAUGCAGGCUGCGGCCAACCAUGACCACGAGGAGGAGGAACACCGCGGCUGGAGCGUACAUGUGUGGACGACGUGGGUUAACCGCUUCAGCGAAGACCUGGGCUGCCUGGAGCUGGAGGACGAGCAGCCGCUGGCGCAGCUGAGCUCCGUCCAAACCGACAAGCUGACGCUGUUCUUCACGGAGCUACUCGACCACGACAGAGAUGACGUUAUUUGUGAUCAAGACUUUGACCCCUUCUUUGAGAAGCUCGCUCACUUCGCCGACUGGUCGGUCGACUCGUCCGAAUUCCACAUCAUGUUAGAAGUGAAACGGGAAUUCAUAGAGCAGUUCAUCAACCCGCUGCCUCCCAAAUACGGUGAGCUACCCUACUACAAGCGCGUGUGCGGCCCCGAGGCCGGAGGGUACCCGGGCCGAACCACGCUGGAAGGCUGGCUGGCGAGGUGGGCGCUCCUUCUGAGUCGAUACCGCCGCUUCUCUGACUUGCCGCUAUACUUGCAGUACCUGUGUAAGAUACUGUUCCACGUCGUAGACAGAACCAGUACUGGUGAGAUAACGAAGUCGGCGCUCGCGGCCUUCUACCGCUCGGUUAUUGGGCUCAGCGCACAGCGCGUCGAAGAAAUCAUCGACACAGCCUAUGACCGCAUGACUAGUAACAGUUACCUAAUCCUGGAUUACGGCACGUACGUGCACUGCUUCACUAACUGGCUGAUGGGGAAGAACCCCAACGGCCCUGGACAAUGGGUUCUAGUGCCCUCUAAAGACACCCUCCCCGAGCCUCCCUUCCCUGUGGACUACAGCGCGCUGAACACCGAGCCAGCCAAGUUGGAACCGUAUGCUCCGGAUAAGAAGACUAAUAGACACUCUGUUAUAGUGUAAGUGAUACGAUUCGGCUACGGAUUUAUAACCGAAGAAAAGAUAACCAUUCCAUGUUUUAUACAAAUGUUAUGUAAAAAGUAGAGGUCAGUCCAUAGAUCUUAAGGAAGUAGGGAAUUGGAAAUCAACCUACUCAAAACCAACUUCUUUCCCACUACCCUGGUUUCUUCAACGCUUUACUCUGUUAGGUGUUCGUCGCCGGGCGAAGUUCACGGGAAUCAUGAUAAUAAUGUUAUUUUACAGAAAGCAUGAUAGUAACUAAUGUGACCUACGUGAUUUAGACACUAACAUAACUUAGGUACAGAGCCCACACACUAUCUUUUGUCAAAGUGUACUCCUGUGAUUCUCACGCAAACCACGUAAAACAUUCUUCUUUACCCUUGCUCAUAAUUAAAGGGUAAUUCCAGACGCAUUUAUACAGGGAGCAAUAGUAACGGCUGCUGUUACUCCCAAGAGAGUGAUGGAUUUUUAAUUAUGCGACUAAGUUAUGCAAAGCAGGUUGCACUCUAGUCUAAUUUUAUUUAAGUCUUACAUUAUGUGAAUCAAGCUAAUAGCUUUUCUGUAUAAAGUAAUAUAUUUAAUUAUCGUUUUCCUUCGUAGUAAUGUAUUUAUUCAACGUCACAAUAUAUACAAAUUAAAUAGUAAGUACUGAAAAUGUAAAACAACACAAAGACGUCAAAAAGGAUCCGCCCCACAUAAAAUCAUGCCACGGCAAGAUAUAGCGCUGGUUUUCAGUGAGGACCUAACUUAAAACUAAGUCCAAGCGGUAUCAGGUUUCUGUUUGAUUCUAGUUAACAAAUUUAGCCAUAUCGCCUUUAUUGCAAAAUAUACAAUUAUUUACCUACUUAUUGCUAAUUAUACUAUGUAUUGCAUUAAGUAUGUAUGUAUAUGUGUAUAUACAUUAUUGUACAUGGUACAUAGAAAAACACAAAAACACAGUUACAGAGUAAAUUAAAUACAACAAAGGCGAACUUAUCCCUGUAUGGAAUUUCUUCCAGUUAACCUUUGAGAAAAUGAGUAGAACAGAAGUAACGAUGAAUGAAUGACAAACAAAAACAAAGGUGUUAGUUAGUAUUAAGUCAUCCUGAUCCUCACCUGGUUCGCUUUAUUAAGUUCGAUCUCGUCGUAAAUAAAUGUAGCUAUCAGGGUUUAAUGAGUACCUACGCAAAAAUAGAAAAAUGAUAAGAGUGGCGGAAACUUGCAAAAUUCAUUCAAAUAAUAACCGAAUGAACUUAUGCAAUAAGCACAUUAUUCUAGUCUUCUAACAUAAAUACGUACGUAGCAAUAAGGGUAGGUUAUUAGAUAUAGUAUAAAAACUAUCUCGUAAGUAUUUAGAACCGGUUGGGAACUAUGUUAAAAGCCCCUAGGAUAUUUUACCAACACUGCCAUAAGUAGUACGUACCUAUCUAACGUAUUAACGUACCUAAAUGCACACGCAGAGCGGGAGCUGCACGCUGCGCAUACGCCGCGUAUUUGUUAGACCUAGUCGCACCUUACAUUUAAACAGAUAAUUACCAUACAGUUAAUAGGCCUUUAGCUUAGCCCCCAACCUCAAAUGUGGUUUCGCUUCUAUUUGCAAACGCUUUAUAUAAAUUAUAUAUGGGUGCAACUCGACCAAGUCUAUUAUCUCUAUUAUGUAUUAGAAAAUAUGUAAUAAGUCGAUGUAAAUAGUAGGAAUAUACACAACACGAAAAGCAAAAACUGCCUUAAAUAAACGUAUUCACAUCUCACGAUAUAGCCUUAUUUUGUACCUUAGUAUUUAAUGGAGACUAAUAUACUGUUAGAAUUAAAUGUCACUUUGAACCGGA